Molecule: messenger RNA, 735 nt
Organism: Entamoeba histolytica HM-1:IMSS
Lineage: Eukaryota; Evosea; Mastigamoebida; Endamoebidae
Exons: 1
Coding region: 1-735 (244 amino acids)
Source: RefSeq, a predicted model, not a curated record
AUGCCUUCCAAAACGAAAAAAGAAGAUUUAACACAAUUAGUUGCACACUUAACAGAUCGAGUAAGUGCACUUGAAACAAAUCUUUCAUUGAUUUCUUCUCGUCUUAUUAGAUUAGAAACAAAUCAGAAAGAUAUGGAAAAGACAAUUGAUAAGAUUGCUAAAAAUGCGAAUAAAGAAGUUACACCAGUUAUAGAAACACAACCAGUUAUAACAAAGUAUUUUUAUGAACCAUAUCUUGAUAUAUUAAAGAAAUGGACAAAGAAAGAAAUAUGUCAAGUUGUUUAUGAUUCAAUAAAUGAUGGAUUAACAGCACAUACUAUUAAUCAUUCAAUUGAAAUGAAAUCAAAUAUUAUGAUUUUAGUUAAAACUGAUAAAGGGGAAAUUUUUGGUAGUUAUAAUACUACUCAAGUUCCAAAAUCAGAAGAUAGUGGAUAUGGGUUUUAUAUAAACAAAGAUAUGGAUUUCUUUAUGUUUAGUUUAAAAGGGAAUAUUAAAACACCAACUAAAAUUACUAAAAAGGAUAAAGUUUAUUCAUUAAAAGUUUAUUCUAAUGAUAAUGAUGAAUGGGUUAUUGGAACUCAUUGUGGAUUUUAUGUUGGUGCAUCACGUAAUUCUUUUAUUUCUAAUAAAUUAAAAAUGUUUUAUGAUGGAGAUAUUACUUCAGAUUCAUUAACAGGUUCACAUUUUCCAGCUACAUUUGAUGUAUCACAAGUUAUAGCUAUUCAAUGGAAAUGA